Messenger RNA from Aspergillus calidoustus, 441 nucleotides. Lineage: Eukaryota; Fungi; Ascomycota; Eurotiomycetes; Eurotiales; Aspergillaceae. The record is from the annotation of a GenBank genome assembly.
AUGGUUGCCGUGGGUAAGCAGCGCGAGGAGGAUCUCGCGGAGCCCAUCCUCGAGACUCUGAUCGCCAAUGAUCGCACGCCUUGGUACAAGAAGCCGAAUCUGCGACUCCUGUACCUGAUUCUUUUCCCAGCCUGCAUGGGUAUCGAGAUUACCUCUGGAUUUGAUUCUCAGAUCAUCAACACCGUCCAGAUCGUGUACACAUGGAACAAAUAUUUUGGCGACCCGACGGGCGAAAUCAACGACGACGGCCUCCCAGAAUAUGUGAUUCCCAGCGAGCUCAAGGGUUUCCUCGGGGCCGCGUACUCUCUUGGUGCAAUUCUCUCGCUUCCAUUCGUCCCAUGGGUUAACCAGCGCUUCGGCCGUCGGUGGACCAUCAUGUUCGGCUCCUGCGUCAGUCUCGUUGGUGCUUUGCUCCAGGGAUUUUCCAACGGCGGUACGUAA